Molecule: messenger RNA, 3384 nt
Organism: Mytilus trossulus (common blue mussel)
Lineage: Eukaryota; Metazoa; Mollusca; Bivalvia; Mytilida; Mytilidae
Product: ankyrin repeat and protein kinase domain-containing protein 1-like
Exons: 4
Coding region: 131-1696 (521 amino acids)
Biological process (GO): intracellular signal transduction
Cellular component (GO): cytoplasm; nucleus
Molecular function (GO): protein binding
Source: RefSeq, a predicted model, not a curated record
UGUAAACAAUGGACCAGCUGAUGACAGAUGACAGACACGAAAUACCCUCCGGGAAAGACAGUACAAAGACAAAAGCAGUGACAAUGACCAAGAUAUUGUGAAUAUAAACAUGAACUAAAUUGCUGAUGACAUGGAAACGAAUGAAAGCCUGGAAUUGAGAUUACUCAAGAAGGUUAUUAAAGAUGGAAACUUUUCUGAGACAAAAAGAUAUAUAACUCAAAAAACAUCAUUGAGUAGCUCAGGUAUUUGUGAAGCCUUCUUUGAAACUAUUAAAUCAAAGCAGCAAAAAAUAUUUGAAUAUUUUGUUGAAGAAGUAGACUUACUAAAUUUAAGGUAUUCAGAUGAGGAAGGCAGGAGAGCCCUUCAUUAUGCAGUAGAAGUUGGUAAUCUGGAUAUGGUUAGGAUACUCAUGAAGCAUGGGGCUCCUUUGAAUUAUUCAGACAACAAAGGGUACCAAGCCAUCCAUAUAGCAACUCAGAAUGGAGACACUGAAAUGUUAAAUUUUUUGAUCAGCCAUGGUGCUAAUGUGUCUAGUGCUAAGACAUUAAAAGAAGGAUACACACCUCUCCAUAUUGCAGCUUUGUGCAAUCAGCCACAGGCUUUAGAGGUACUUGCUGAUGGUGUUGGUUCUUUGAACGUUCAGACCAAGCGUCAGUGUGACUGUUUGACAUCUUUACAUUUAGCUACUAAGAAUGAAUAUGUAGAUAUUGUCAAAAUUCUUUGUGAAAAGGGGGCAUGUUUGGAUUUGGCUAAUUUAGAUGGACGUUCACCGUUACAUUAUGCUGCUGACAGAGGUAAUUUAGAAAUACUCAAAAUUUUAUUAAACCAUGGGGCAUCUAUUAAAAUCAAAGAUUCCAGUAGAAGAAGUAUCUUGCAAUAUGCUGUUUUUUCAAAGUCACCAGAAUGUGUUCAGUUGUUAAUUGACAAAGGAGCUGAUGUGAAUAGUGCUGAUUUAUCAAACCACACACCUUUAGUGUCAGCAGUAACAGUAGGAUCAGCUGAUAUUGUGGAGAUCCUUAUAAAACAUGGGGCUGAUGUAAAUGUAAGGCCAGGCCAUGAGACCCCAUUGCUAUUAGCAGCUUCAUCGGGGAAUAUUGAUGUGGCUAGAAAGCUUAUUUCUGCUGGUGCAAAUCUAAAGGCUGUCAAUCGUACAAGGGAAACAGUGCUACAUAAAUGUCAGAAAGUGCAAAAAGAAAAAAGAGAUCAACUGAUGGAUUUACUAGUACAAUCUGGUGCUGAGCUGAAUGUGGUUGAUGCACAAGGAUUCACACCUUUACAUACAUGUGCAUUCCAAACAGCACUGAAUAACUUUGCUCUGUCUACUCUGAAGAUACUGGUUGAAGCUGGGGCACACUUAUCUAUAAGAGAAAGCUCUGGUGUAGCAUCUCGACACUCUCCACUUUGUAUGUUAGUAUGGACAGGAUAUUUUGAGGCAGGCAAAUAUCUGAUUAACAGUGGAUGGAAUCUUUACCCUGAAACAUGGAUGUAUUUACCAGGGAAAACCCCUGAACAAGACCAGUUUCACCAGUGGAUGAGAGAUAUAUGUAAAGAGCCACCAUCAUUAAUAAGACUAUGCAGAGCUUCCAUAAGGUAUCACUUCAUUAGCAGAUGCACAUUGGGAUGUGAAAUGUUGAGCUCUAUAUCAAAAUUGGAGUUACCUAGGACUUUAAAAGACUAUCUUAUGCUGAAGGAUUAACUCGGUUGUUAUUAUCUUACAAGUUAUAACUAUUGUAAAAAUAAGACUGAUUAUCACUUUUCAAUGUAAACAGUGUAAAACAAAAGCAAAUGUUUAAUCAAAUUAUUGUUCCUUACUUUCACUUUGAAAGAUCAAAAUUUGUUUAAGGUUUGUGACGAGGAAUUUCAUAAUCAAAUUUGUCAUAAUUACUGUAAAUUGUUUUUAAGAAUCAGGUCUGACCCUCUGGAAUUGAGAUCAGCCACUUCGAAGGAUAUUUGGUACAUAUAAUUAAGGUGUAAAUAUUGUAUUUGUCUGUCUGACAAGACUUGUAUCAUAAACUCAUCAUACAUACCAGGAUUAAAUUUUGUAUUUACACCAGACUACAUAAGACUCAUCAUUGAUUCUCUAAUCCAAAAUAGUUAAAAAGGCCAAAUGAAGUUCAGAGUUAAGGACCAAAAUUCCUAAAAGCUACAUUGUAUGCCAAAUACAGCUAAAGUAAUCUAUUCCUGAGGUAGAAAAGCCUUAUUAUUUGAAAAAUUCUAAAUGCUUGUAAAUAGUUAAUUUAUAAAUAUGAUCAUAUCAAUAUAUAAUAAUUCAUGUCAGCACAGAAUAUGGUCUUGACCUCCAGAUAGUCAUUGUGGUUAGCUUAUGAAUCCUUACAAAAAUCAGCAUACAAAAAUAUCCAUGACCUGUCGUGCAACAAGGGUUAUUGAGGAACAAUUAAACCAAAUCCUUAAAAUUUAAUCAUAAGUUUAUUUGACCACUAGUACUGUAUCAUGGAAAUAAGGUAAAAGUCAUAUGGCAGAUAAACAUAUACUUCUAUUUCAAGAUAUCUGAAAUUGAUUUGUUUAUUUGAUCUUGACCUCAGUUUCAGAAUUUUUUGACCUUUUAACUAAUUCAAGUAUUAGAGCAAGAGGGACAUUUUAGUGUGUCCGCUCCUGUUUUUUGUUGCCUUGUCAUAUUUCUUAAAACUCAUAACGUAACAUUGUUAUUCCUUUUGGUGGAAGUUUAUCAAGUACAAUAUAUUACCGAUAUGUAUGAACAAACCUACUUAUUAUGUAACCGAAAAUAGCUUUGCUAUUUACGGUAAAGGUUUGCUUUUUUGUCUUAUAAAUCUUUUAACACCAUUUGUAUUUAUCAAUUUUUUACAUGUUAUUUAUUGAUAUUAAUUUUAUGGCCUAUUGUUUGUUAUCAAUUGCUUGUUAGUGCAUUUUCCUAGUCAGCUUACAUUGAAUUAAUUUUUAUUUCAACUACGCACCAGAAAAAUUGAAAGAUGGUGUCUUUAACUGAAGUGAGGGAAAAACUGUUGCAGAUAGAUUUUUGGGACCAAGUGUACAGUUUGUGAAUAGUGUUGUGGAUUCAUAAUUAUUCAUUGAAUACCAAUUUUCUUGAGUUGGUACAGAUGAACCAUGAAUUUGAAUAUUCAACAAACUUCAAUUUUCUUUAUGAAUGUAUGCAUAAAUCAAAUAUCUAAGAAAAUUUAAUUUCUUCUCAAUCCACGAAAAUUGGUAUCGAAAAAAAGAGUGAAUCCAUAUUAGAUUGGUAAUAUGUUUAAUGCUACAUCAGGGUGUAUUCCUUUAUUCAAGUUGUUGCCUUUUUUAUAUAUAUUUAAUUGAUAAUUCAUACCAAUUUAUUUUAGUUUUCCUUUAUCUUUUAAUGUUUUAUUUAUUUAUUUAUUUAUUCAUUAUAUUAAAAUAUAUAAAACUUUA